Messenger RNA from Dermacentor albipictus, 1496 nucleotides. RefSeq lists its product as uncharacterized. Gene Ontology annotation, molecular function: nucleic acid binding. The record is from RefSeq and is a predicted model, not a curated record. Lineage: Eukaryota; Metazoa; Arthropoda; Arachnida; Ixodida; Ixodidae.
UCGUGAGCGCGCACCCCGGGCAGCCCCGAGUUCCAUUUUGAGAGCUGCUGCCGUCGCAUAGGUCCACCGUCUGUCAGCGCUGGUGCAAGGUACAUCUCUGCCUUAGGCGUGAUGUCCUCUACGGGGACGACUGGGACAACGGGCCGUUCUGGCGAGCGAACCGAGAAAGCUGUGGGCAGUGUGGACAAGCACUGUCACGCCAAUGACUGCGAGGACGACGAAGAGGCAGUUGACGGCGUUCCGAGCACGAAGCGUCGCAAGCAAGCAACAUCGUUUGCAGCCAUGGAGUGUUACAACAAUGCUGAGGACGAAGAAUACUUCGACGAUGAUGAAGACGAGGAGGACGAGGGAGAAAUCGACGACGACGACGACGAUGACUACGACAGUGACAGUUCGGCUCACUUACAGAUUGUGGAUGCCGAGGAGGAAGACGACCAAGUACAAAUCAAGGGCCAGGGCAGAUCAAACGCGAGCACUUCAAGGAAGAACUGCAGUCGGGCCCAGUCGGGUAGUAGUUGCAAGGUUCACGCCGAGGAUCUCAGACUGGAAGAUUACGUACCAGACCACUACAUCGACAGUUACGAAAAGAGGGACAGCUGUAGCCUGGCGAUUACCGUGACUCACUCGGCACGUUCUGUCGACAUCACCGAACUCUCUGGCGACAUCAUCAAGCUUGUCUUCAAAGGAAAUAGCCGCAGGAAGGCGUUUGUGCGGUACACCAACCCAGAGACGGCUGCAGCCAACCUGAAGAUCAUCGAGAAGGCUGUCGGCAACGGGAAGGUCGUGCGAGUGGAGAGGUGCACCACGGGCCAGCAGACGCCGCUGGGCAACUUGCUCGACCUGUUCCGGCUGCCCUUCAACUGCACCGUGGCCCGCCUCAAACAGCAGUUCCCUUGCUCACGUGUCCAAGUGCUCAAGCAUGGCUUCGCCAGACUGUGCUUCAACUCUACAGACGACCUCAAGCGAGCUCUCCAAAGGCCUGGGUGUCACACGAUCGAUGGCCAUCCGAUCCUAUUAAGCCUUGUGAAGGAUUUUCAAGAAGACACCCACUACCCCGGCCGGCACUCCUGGUACAGCCGUGGAGUCAGCGAUUCCACGAGCCGCGGUGGUCGAGGCUGGGGAAAGAACAGCCAGCCGGGAGAACGGGCCUACUGGCGCGGCAGUGGUGGCCGGGGCGGUCACUCCAGCCGCAUGGGCAGCCGGCCCUCCGAUUGGGACGGUCGCGGGGACUGGGGCGCGCUCGACGACCGGCACAACCAAGCCUGGAGCGGAGGUAGCCGGUCCUUCUGGAACAGUAGCAGUGGCGGCCGCCGUGGAAUGAGAGGAGGCCGGCGAGGCUCGUGGAGCCGCACUUGAGGCCGCCUGGAUGCCCCAGAGUACAAGCUUUUUUUUUAUGUGUGUGUGUUUGUCCAGUUUUUCUCUACUUUUCACCUUUUUGCCCUCACUUUUUAUACAUUUUUUGUCUUUGUUCAAUAAAGAAAUCAUACCCAGCUCAA